Chrysoperla carnea is the source of this 1435-nucleotide messenger RNA. Its product is annotated as protein obstructor-E-like. The transcript has 4 exons. NCBI's taxonomy places the organism in Eukaryota, Metazoa, Arthropoda, Insecta, Neuroptera, Chrysopidae. The record is from RefSeq and is a predicted model, not a curated record. Gene Ontology annotation, molecular function: chitin binding. Gene Ontology annotation, cellular component: extracellular region. The coding region runs from base 160 to 858 and encodes 232 amino acids.
AAUUUUUAGUAUUUCUUGUAUAUUGGUAAAGACUGUAGUAAGUCGUUGUGUGACAGACAUCAUUGAUCAUUUGUUGGCUUAUUCAGUUGUUUGUUGUUGUCAAGGCAAGCGACAACACACCACGAAAAUAUAUUAAAAAGUGAAAAUAAUAAAAUAAUUAUGGUUACUAUCAAUAUGUUAAGCUUUGUAGCAAGUAUUGUUGUUGUACUUGUUGUUGUAAAUGGUUUACCAACACAACCACAAUGUCCAGAACAAUACGGUGUACAAGCUUAUGCUCAUCCAGAACUUUGUGAUACAUUCUUUUUAUGUACCAAUGGUACAUUAACUGUUGAACAAUGUGAAAAUGGUUUAUUAUUUGAUGGUAAAGGUGGUGUACACAACCAUUGCAACUAUAAUUGGGCUGUAGAUUGUGGUAAUCGUAAAGCUGACUAUACUCCAAUCAGCACUCCAGGUUGUGAAUAUCAAUUCGGUAUUUAUCCAGACGGUGCCCAAUGUUCAACCAAUUACAUUAAAUGCCAAUAUGGUGAACCAAUCCCCAACGCUUGUGAACCAGGCUUAGUUUAUGAUCACAAAAUCCAUGGAUGUAACUGGCCUGAUUUAUUAUUGGAACAAUGUAAUCCUGAGGCUGUCGUUGGUUUCAAAUGCCCAACUAAAGUACCAGCUAACAGUCCAGCUGCAAAAUUCUGGCCAUACCCACGUUUCCCAGUACCUGGUGAUUGCAGCCGUUUAAUUACUUGUGUCAAUGGAUAUCCACGUUUAAUUACAUGCGGCGAAGGCAAACAAUUCGACGCACAUACUUUGUCAUGCGAAGAUCCAGAAAAUGCACCACAAUGUGCCGGCUCAUUUAACCAUCUUUAAAUGAAAAGAACAAAAAAAACUAUUCAAAUUUAAAUUAUUGUUUUUUCCGAUGAUCAUAUUCAAAAUUUCAUUUUAGUUAGGGAGGUUUGUUAUUACCAAGAAAGAAAUACGAAAGGAUUUAUAAUUAAAUUAGCUGUUUAUAUUAAGUAUAUUACAUGAAAAUCAAAUUUCACAAACGUAAUUUCCCAUUUCACAUUUUUUAAAUCCACUUUUUCAAAAAAUAUAGGAAAUUAAGUUUUGGAAAUGUUAUUUAUCAUUGAAGUAUUAUCGUUUUCAUCAAAUUAAGGCUAUGUAUACUUAAUCAUUAAAGCUUUUGAUUUCUCGGAGAGCGGCGAUGCUAUUAAUUAAAUAUGGGCGUAAAUAGCGAUAUCACACUAACAAAAUAUUGUUUAUAUUCAAAUAGUCACCGUUAUAACACGACAGAUAGAAACGCCAACGUUUUUCGAAGAAAUUCGAGCUUUAGUCUAUUUGUAAAUGAAUGUAGAUAGAUAAAAAUAUUCAAUUUUUCAAAUCCUUUCCAAUAAUUUUCCAAUACAUUACUUUUUAGGGAUAAUUUCAAAAUUAUGAUCAGUUUUUA